This is a messenger RNA of Pungitius pungitius (ninespine stickleback), 1516 nucleotides long. RefSeq names its product agouti signaling protein, nonagouti homolog (mouse) 2b (gene asip2b). Gene Ontology annotation, cellular component: extracellular region. Gene Ontology annotation, biological process: positive regulation of feeding behavior; hormone-mediated signaling pathway; neuropeptide signaling pathway. Lineage: Eukaryota; Metazoa; Chordata; Actinopteri; Perciformes; Gasterosteidae. Gene Ontology annotation, molecular function: neuropeptide hormone activity; type 1 melanocortin receptor binding. The record is from RefSeq and is a predicted model, not a curated record. The coding region runs from base 183 to 533 and encodes 116 amino acids. The transcript is spliced from 3 exons.
CUUUGUUCGUCACUCACCACGUCGGUGCCCCCCUCACAUCCGAGAUGGUUAAAAGGAGAAGAGAAUCACAGAUUACCAAUCCCCGAUAGCGCCGGGUGCUCCGCGGUUUAUUUGACUAACGAGAGACUGCGUCCCCCCACGUGCCAUCAACAGAUCGCAUCAUCAUCAUCAUCGCCAUCAUCAUGAGGAAGGCGGCGGGCAGACACUUGUUGUGCUUUGUCCUGCUCGCGUCCCCGCUGUGCUGGGCAGAGGACACGCACACAGACUGGAGGACGAGUGAGAACACCACGGUCUGGAGCCAAGCGAAGACCAGGCGACUGUUUGCGAGAAAAAAGAUUGCGGCACCGCAGGAAAGUCACACAAGUAAAAGCCAGUCAAGCCUCAUGACACCGGCACGUCGCUGCGGCCGCCUGAUGGGGAGCUGCUCCGCCCAUGUCCGGUGCUGUGACCCUUGCGCUUCGUGCCGCUGUAGACUCUUCAACACCAUCUGUCACUGCUGGAGGAGGAACCCCCUUUGCUUACAGAAGACGUAGAUGAGGCACAAACAUGCAACCCAGCACCUUCAUUAUGCCGUGACAGACAUGCACACACAAAGAAACGCCCUUACAGUAUACUUCACACUCUCUGGUGCAUUUUGGAUAAUAAUACUGAAAGAAUUGGAAAGGAGUGGAAAAAAUAAUUAUUUAUCUUGUAUCUUCAGUCAAGUGUCAACGUCACGUUGACACUUGAGCUGAUGAGGAUGAAAUAAUGAAGCCUGGGUUGUUCUGUCUUCAACCUUCUAAGACACAAACAACAUGUGCUCACAUACGUACAGAGAGUAUUUGAAUACCAAACAUACAGUAUUUAGGUGUAACAAGGGAUUAGUGAAAUAUGCUUUUUCAUUUAUGUAGACAGACAAAUGUAAACUACCCAUAGUGCCUUUGCUAUUUCUUGCACUAUAGCUGCUUAUCUAUGUUUUUAUCCCUUUUGCUCCCAAGCCACGUUAAACAUGUAGGGAACCAUAAUAAUCAGAAAAACAUUAGGACUGUCUUAUGUUUUGAGUUCCAAUCUAAAAUAUGCCAUGCAUUUAGGGCCCGAAAUGUGGAAUUGACAUCUGGAUUAAUGAGUUAAACUUAGAAUGUUAAUCCUAUUUAAUAAAUAUAUCAUAAGCAUUUAUGUAUCUUUGCACAUGUAUCUUUGUGCACCUAUAAUUAAUUGUUUUUAGUGGAAAUGUCCCAUAAUGCAUAUACACAUAAUUGUUGAUAUAUGGGAGGAAAUCGUAUAAGUAAAAAAAGUGAAAAAAGAAAAAUGUAAGUUUAAUGUUUGCUGGCAGCUGUCUUGUGGAAAAUCCAGGACUAAAGCUGUAUUGUAUUCCGUUCAAUGUCAACUAUGUGGAAAGCUUCAAGAUAAUGCAUGUGAACCACAUAUGUAUAUGUAUAUGGACAUGUGUUACUCUAACACAGCAAUUCUGACUCUUACAUUUUGUGAUCUACUUAUUGUAUUAAUCUGUCUACUAUGUUUGCUCCUCUUAAAUAAA